CGAUGGAGCGGCGGUGGGCGUGGCCCUUCCUGGUCGCCGUGGUAACAGUUUAUCUGAGCCCUUCCCAAAGUAAAAACGUAGAGUUCGCCUCCAACACUCUGAUCAACAACGUGGUGGCGGAUCCUCAUACGGGCCGGCUGUACGUCGGCGCCGUCAACACUCUCUACCAGCUGGACGCUAACCUGGAGGAGGAGUCACGCACCGAAACGGGCCCCAAACGGGACCACCGGCAGUGCACCCCGCCCGUCACUGACGCCUGCGAGGAAGCCGUGGAAACCGACAACCACAACAAGCUGCUCCUGGUCCACGGCGCCACAGACAGGCUGGUGGAGUGCGGCAGCCUCUUCAGAGGCCUCUGCUCGCUGAGGAACCUGAGCAAAGUGGAGGAUCUGCUGUACUUCAGCGACACCAAAGGAGAGAAGUCGUACGUGGCGAGCGCCGAGGAGGGCGUCUCCGUGGUGGGAGUGAUGUCACACUUAAUAACCAAGGAACAUAGAAACUACACCGUGUUCGUGGUUGGUAAAGGAUACGGCAGCCAUGACAGCACCAAGCUGAUCUCCACCCGCAUCCUGGAGGAUUCCGGCGACUGGGUCAUUUUCGACAACAUCAUCGAAGCCUCCGCCGUCCAGGCUAACCCGUUCGUCCUGCGCUACCUCCACGACUUCCGCUUCGCCUUCAAGAACGACGGCUUCGUCUACUUCGUGUUCUCGCGAACGCUCGGCGUUCAGGACAACAAGAACUUCACCUUUAUCUCCAGGAUUUGCGAGAAAGACUCGAGUUAUUUCUCUUACACCGAGCUGCAGCUCAACUGUAGCGCGACUAACAAGUACAACAAAGUUCAGGCUGCUUAUGUAUCAGCUCCAGGGGAGAUUUUGGCCGAGAUUAUGACCAACUCAAGCCAGUACGGACCAGUUAAAGCCACGGACAAGGUGCUGUUUGUCACCUUCACGUCUGAUGAAGAUCCAACCAAUUCAUCCAUGUGCAUGUAUCCUCUGAGCUAUAUAAACAAGGCGCUCUUGGAUAUAAUAGGAGCGUGCUACAGCCAUCACGGCCUCAUUAACCAGAGGACGGCCGUCUACAUGCCUUACUCCACCAAGUCUGAGGACCUGUGCACCGAUAAACCGCCUGACAUGAACGUCAAUUACCCGUGCGGAGAAGAGUUUCUGCCGUCGCCUCUUGCCAGCAAAGCUGAGUUCGCCUUAACCGCUGAUUCCCCGAUUGAACGCAAAGGUGUGAUGACUGCCGUCGCCGUUGCCGUGGAAAUGGGGCAUGCUGUGGCGUUCCUGGGCUUCGCCAACGGAGAGGUGCAGAAGGUUCAUCUCUCCGCUAACCCCGAGUUCUACGGUCGGGCGACGGCCGAGGUGACGGGCGACAAAGUCAACAAGAAUCUACUGUUCGAUUCCAGCCUCCAACAUCUGUACAUCACCACGGAGAAGAAGAUCACCAAGGUGCCAGUCCAGGCCUGCCACCUGAAGACAGACUGCCACUCCUGCGUCUCCAUGAAGGAUCCGUACUGUGGAUGGUGCGUCCUGGAGGGAAAGUGCACCAGGAAGCAGGAGUGCAGCCGCUCGUCGGAGGAUAACACCUGGCUCUGGUCGCCCAAUCAGAAGUGUGUUCAGAUCGAGCACUUUGAGCCGCCGAACCUCAGCUGCAAGAAGACGCAGCAGGUUGAAAUCGACAUUCCCCGCCUUCCCAGACUGACCCGGUCCGAUAAGCUGCAGUGUGUCUUCGGCUCGAUCCGCAACGAAGCCGUGAUCUCCUCGGAGAAGAAAGUCACCUGCUCGCUGCCGGACCCCGGGUUUGCCUAUGACAAGCAGCAGGAGGUGAACGUAUCCUUCCAUAUUAAAGAACAAAACACCAAGAGGAAGAUUGACAGCACUCUGACAGUCGUGCUGUAUAACUGCUCUGUGGGAAGAGAGGACUGCAGUUUGUGUAAACACGCCGACUCCAAGUACGAGUGUGUCUGGUGCCCGACGACGCGCUCCUGUGUCUACCGGGAACUCUGCACGUCACCGCAGCCGGCCCAGUGCCCCAACCCCGAAAUCACUGAUAUCAUCCCUCGCUUCGGCCCUUUAAACGGUCAGAUCUCCGUCACCAUUAAAGGCUCCAACAUGGGAAUAAAACAGACAGACAUCAAGAAGAUCACGGUGGCCGGAGUGGACUGCGUUCACCAGGCGGACAGAUACUCCGUCUCUACGAGUGUUGUGUGUGAGAUCGGUCCAGCAAAGCGAACGCCGCCGUCUGACAUCCCAGUUGAUCCUCCACACAGCGGAGCGGUGGAGAUAGAAGUAGAAGGAGGGAGAAGAGGAAAAUCUAAAGUCAUUUUCACCUAUCGGGACCCGAACCCAAGGUCUGUGGAGCCAGCGAGGGGUCCAGCGGCCGGAGGCACCAUCAUCACCAUCAAAGGAACAGCUCUGGACACAGCGACCAAAGAAGACGUAGCCGUUACUGUCGGAGGCGUCGCUUGUGAAGUCCUGUCGUUCGGACCCACAAAGAUCACCUGUAAGACGGGAAGGUAUCGGGGGCCGUCCGAUUCUCUGCCGGUGACGGUGAGCUACGGGAAAAACACCAACAAAGAAAUCCGAGAGGCGUACCAGUACUCUGAGAACCCCAAGAUUAUAGAUUUUAAUCCUAAAGCCAGCUUCGUAUGUGGCGGUCGGAGGAUUGUGGUGAUCGGAAACGGCUUCGAUUUGAUCCAAAGAGCUACGAUGAAAGUCUGGCCCUCCGCUGACGAGUUUACACAAGACAACACACCUGUAGAGUUCAUCCAGGAGGCUCUGAGUAAGAACGACACCGUCCUCCAGUUUGAUUCUCCGUCGGUGAACUUCAGCGACAGCAAGUCUCUGAAGACGUCGCUCCACCUGGACAACGUGAGGGAGGAGCUGACGGGCUUCGACUAUCAUCCCGACCCCACCUUCGACAAACUGUCCAAGAACGUCAUCACCGAGACGAGCAUCAUCAUCGUCACUGGUCGAGGUUUCUCCAAGGCGAUGACGGCCAAAGAGGCGCAGGCGUUUGUUGGAGACGCUUCCUGUCAUGUCAACAUACUUCAGGAUGAUAAGUUGAUCCUGGAGGCUCCGUCAUCGCAGCCCAGGGCCCGAUCCAAACGCCAGCGCAGAGACACCACCAACGACCUGCUGGAGCUAGUGGUGAAGUUUGGAAAGGGAGAGUGGACGGUGGGGUCCGUGUACUACGCCAGGAAAGAAGAUCUUCCUCUGGCUAUAAUCAUUCCUGCCGUCAUCGUACCCAUGCUGCUCUUCAUCGCUGCGUCCGUCUACUGCUACAGGAGGAAGAGUCAGCAGGCGGAGAGAGAGUACGAGAAGGUGAAACAUCAGCUGGAGAAUCUGGAGGAAAGUGUGCGAGAUCGCUGCAAGAAAGAGUUCACUGACCUGAUGAUUGAAAUGGAAGACCACACCAACGACCUGAGCGAAGCCCGUAUCCCCUUCCUCGACUAUAAGACCUACACCGACCGUAACUUCUUCCUGCCCUCCAAGGACGGCGCCGCCAACAACGCCAUGAUCACCGGGAAGAUACAAAUCCCCGAAGCUCGCAAGGCCAUCGUGGCUCAGGCGCUCAACCAGUUCUCCAACCUGCUGAACAGUAAAACCUUCCUCAUCAACUUCAUCCACACGUUGGAGAGUCGUCCGGACUUCAACGCCCGUGCUCGUGGUUAUUUCGCCUCCUUGCUGACGGUGGCGCUUCACGGCAAGCUGGAGUAUUACACCGACAUCACGAGGACGCUGCUGCUCGAGCUGAUGGACGAACACGUGCAGAACAAAAACCCCAAACUCAUGCUGAGGAGGUCGGAGACGGUGGUGGAAAGGAUGCUCUGUAAUUGGAUGUCCAUCUGUCUCUAUCAGUUCCUCAGGGACACAGCAGGAGAACCUUUAUACAAACUAUUCAAAGCCUUGAAGCAUCAGGUGGAGAAAGGACCGGUGGACGCUAAGAUGAAGAAAGCCAAAUACACUCUGAACGAUACGGGACUGCUGGGAGACGACGUGGAAUACUCCGUCCUGACUCUGCAGGUCCUGGUUCACGGAGAAGGACCGGACGUGACUCCAGUCAAGGUGUUGAACUGUGACACCAUCUCUCAGGUAAAAGAGAAGAUCAUCGAUCAAGUCUACAGGAAUCUGCCGUACUCACAGAGGCCAAAGGUGGAGAGUGUUGCUCUGGAGUGGCGUCCGGGCUCCACCGGUCAGAUCCUGUCAGACCUCGACCUGACCUCCCAGAAAGAAGGACGCUGGAAGAGACUCAACACUUUAGCUCAUUACAAUGUUCGGGAUAACGCCACGUUGGUUCUGUCCAGAGUUUUACACACACAGUCGUUCCACCAGCACCAAGACAGCUACGAAGAGAGUACUCUGCCUCUGCGGUACUGGGUGAACAUCCUGAGGAACCCCCACUUCAUCUUCGACGUCCACGUGACGGAGGUGGUGGACGCGUCGCUGCACGUCAUCUCGCAGACUUUCAUGGACGCCUGCACCAAGACGGAGCACAAACUCAGCAGGGAGUCGCCUAGCAACAAGCUGCUCUAUGCAAAAGAGAUUUCAACGUACAAGAAGAUGGUGGACGAUUAUUAUAAAGGCAUCAGACAGAUGGUUCCAGUCAGCGACCAGGACAUGAACACACACCUCGCUGAGGUCUCCAGGCAACACACAGACAAACUGAACACCCAGGUGGCCUUACAUCAGCUCUACCAGUACGCCAGCAAGUACUACGACGUGAUUAUCCAAUCACUGGACGAGGAUCCAGCAGCCCAGAAUAAACAGCUCACCCUCCGCCUCCAACAGAUCGCCGCCGCCCUGGAGAACAAAGUCACCGACCUCUGACCUUUAACCUCACGGAGGGGGUUCAAGGGGGGGAGGAGCUAACGGAGCUAACGGAGCUACUAAAACACACGAUGACGUUUUCCCAUUUUAAAAAAAGGACUUUUAAAAAAAAAAAGAAAAAAAAAAGAGGAGGACGAGCUUUACAAAGACUUUUCCGAAAUGUUUUGACCCGCGUACGGACAAGGAAGUGAGAGGAGGAGGCUUAAGUGGAGACACACAGGAAGCUGUUGACCAUAUAAGGACUGACAAGGAAGGAAGGAAGGAAGGAAGGAAGGAAGGGGGAGGAGUUACGGGACUCCAAAGUAAAGGUGGUAAAACGAGUGGAGAUUUUUUUUUUCUUUUUUUUUUUUUUUUUGGACAAUUGAAGUGUUAAAAGUAAGAGUGUUUUUUUUUGGAAAGGCAUACUUCCACUUGGCAUCCCAAAGA
Molecule: messenger RNA, 5255 nt
Organism: Scomber japonicus (chub mackerel)
Lineage: Eukaryota; Metazoa; Chordata; Actinopteri; Scombriformes; Scombridae
Product: plexin-B2-like
Exons: 34
Coding region: 3-4829 (1608 amino acids)
Biological process (GO): regulation of GTPase activity; regulation of cell shape; positive regulation of axonogenesis
Cellular component (GO): semaphorin receptor complex
Molecular function (GO): protein binding; semaphorin receptor activity
Source: RefSeq, a predicted model, not a curated record